Molecule: messenger RNA, 1823 nt
Organism: Clupea harengus (Atlantic herring)
Lineage: Eukaryota; Metazoa; Chordata; Actinopteri; Clupeiformes; Clupeidae
Gene: htr1e
Product: 5-hydroxytryptamine receptor 1E
Exons: 1
Coding region: 75-1214 (379 amino acids)
Biological process (GO): adenylate cyclase-activating adrenergic receptor signaling pathway; positive regulation of MAPK cascade
Cellular component (GO): plasma membrane
Molecular function (GO): G protein-coupled receptor activity
Source: RefSeq, a predicted model, not a curated record
GCUGUUAACCUGGAGCUCUUGCCCACAGCUCUGGAGUGUCUCCAGCUUGGCAAGAGAGCCAGGCUGGGGCAGAGAUGGAGAUGGAGAGGUACUUGUGGGAGAGCUCGGAGGUGCCCCCAAAUAUAACAAACUGCACUGACGGGCCACCAGGGGCUGUUUUUCAUGUUCCCACGGUGACCGAGAGGAUUGUGGUGGUGGUCCUUCUUGGGGUCUUGACCCUGCUCACGGCGCUGGUAAACAUGGCGGUGAUCGCAGCCAUCUGCACCACCAAGAAGCUCCACCUGCCAGCUAACUACCUCAUCUGCUCGCUGGCCGUCACUGACUUCCUGGUGGCCAUCUUGGUGAUGCCCAUCAGCGCGGUGUACAUCACCCUGCAGACCUGGUCUCUGGGGCAGGCAGUGUGCGAAGUGUGGCUGAGCGUGGACAUGACCUGCUGCACCUCCUCCAUCUUACACUUGUGUGUCAUUGCACUGGACCGCUUCUGGGCCAUCACCAAGGCCAUCGAGUACACCCGCAAGAGGACCGCCCGGCGGGCUGCGGUGAUGGUGGCUGUGGUGUGGGUCAUCGCUAUCUUCAUCUCACUGCCCCCUCUUUUUUGGAGGCACCGCCACAAAUCCACGGUGGCCAGCCAGUGCAUCAUUGAGCACGACCAUGUGGGCUACACCAUCUACUCCACCCUCGGAGCCUUCUACAUCCCCAUGACUCUGAUCCUCAUCCUGUAUUACAGGAUCUACAGUGCGGCUAGGACGCUCUACCAGAAGCGGGGGUCUUCUCGGCACCUCAGCGGCCGCAGCACGGACAGCCAACACUCACUGAAUCACUGCCGCGUAGUGCACACGUUCUGCGUGUCCGACCUUUCCACCUCAGACCCCACUAUGGAGUUUGACCGAUUCAAGGUCGCCAUCCGCAUACCGGCCUUCGAGACGGACCUCGACGGGGCCGACGAGAGGAACCACAUCUGCACCCUGCGAGAGAGGAAAGCUGCUCGGAUUUUGGGGCUCAUUCUGGGGGCCUUCAUUCUCUGCUGGCUCCCCUUCUUCGUGAAGGAGGUCCUAGUGGGCCUUCAGCUCAUCAACCCUUCCCCGCAGGUGUCCGACUUCCUCACCUGGCUGGGUUACAUCAACUCCCUUAUCAACCCUCUCCUUUACACCAGCUUCAAUGAAGACUUCAAGCUGGCUUUUAAGAAGCUGAUCAGAAGGAAAGGGCACACAUGAAAGAUGUUCAGACUUCUGUAGCUCAUAGAGUAAGGCUAUCAUGACAGGCUCACAUCCCAGGGGGCAGGUGCAGAUCUUUGCAGAGGAAAAUUAUAAUGCCGAUUUUAAAAAGUAUGCCUACGUGGUUCUACAAAUGCACUGAAUGAAAGAAUUUACUUAAAGGUAACAUGGCCUGCACCCUAGAAGACAAUAUAACAUUGUUCUGUGAAAUGAUAUGCUGGACACCAGUGCAUUUGAUACAUUUGAUGACUACAUUUUAUUUAUAUUAAAUUAUUAAAUCUCCUAUUUGUUAUCAAGCUCACUGAUGCAAGAAAAAUAACUGUGUGAAGAGACAGUGUACUACUAAAAUACACAACAACUAUGGAUUACGAAUGCAUUUUUGGCUAAUACCAUGACUAUACGGUAUGAUAUUCAAACAUCUAAAAAGGAGUCUGAAUGACCUUUUAGGUAUGAUGAAUGAGUCCAAUAUCCAGUGACUGGAAGGCAGCCACAGUCUGCCAGACUGGAAACAAUUAAGCACCACAGGGGUGCCCAUUUUCUGAGUGGUUCUGAAGAAGUGGAUUUCAAUUUAUGCAGAACAUGAAUAAAUGAAUGAUUACUGUUAUUUAA